AUCACAAACGAAGCAGUUCUUUUGAAAUCAAGUUAGACUGACCUGUAGUGCUGACGGAGGAUUAGGGAUAGCGUUUGUUUGAGUUCAGUUUGGAAGUGGAAAUUUUGCAAUGACUACCUGGCGUGUAUAGCAAAAUAGGAGCCAGAGUCCCUGUUCCAUAUGGCUGUGUAUGAUGAGAACAUCCUGAAGAACCCUUUCUACCUGGCCUUGGAGAAGCAGCGGCCGGACCUAUGCAGCAGAGUGGCGGAGCUCCACGGCAUUGUGCUGGUUCCAUGCAGUGGGAGUCUGUCCGUCAGCACCUACUCCCCAGCCCAGUUUGAGGGCUACAUACUGCAGCCUGUGGACGGGGGAUACCAGACCCUGGAUGGGAAGGAGAUAGCCAUUCAGGACGGCCUGGUGAAGCUGGGGGCGGGCUUCCAGGCCCCCGCCGCGGUGCCCGUCCUGUUUGAGGAGACCUUCUACAACGAGAAGGAGCAGAGCUACAGCAUCCUGUGCAUCGCGCGGCCCAUCGAAACCGAGCAGAGCCUGGUGGAGGAGGUACCCACGCCCGCGCCGUAUUGCUUGAAGAAUGUGGACGACGUCAAGGAGUUCCUUGGCCGCCAUGCCGAAAAACUGGACAAGUUCAUUUUGACCUUCCGACACUCCUUCAAGGAGCAGGAGAGGAAGGGACUGCGGCACCACAUCGACUCUGUGAAUGCACUUUACACAAAAUGUCUUCAGUGCUUGCUGAGAGACUCCCGUCUGAAAGUACUGGCCAAGCAGGAGUUACAAAUGGCCCUUCUCAAGCAAGCUGUGGAGAUGUACAUACAUCAUGGUAUCCAUGAUUACAUCUUUAAGUACGUGGGAACUAUUGAAGCAAGUCAGGAUGCAGCUUUCAAUAAAAUCACCAGAAGUCUGCAGGACCUGCAGCAGAAAGACUUGGGUGUUAAAUCUGAAUUCAGCAUUAACAUCCCGCGGGCGAAGAGGGAGCUCAGUCAGCUGAACCGCUGCGCCUCCCCCCAGCAGAAGCUGCUGUGUCUGCGCAAGGUGGCCCUCACCAUAAUGCAGUCCCCCAGCCGCACCGUUAACGUAGAGGCCAUGUGUGCGGAUGAUCUUCUCUCUGUCCUCCUGUAUUUGUUGGUGAAAACGGAAAUACCCAACUGGAUGGCCAACCUCAGUUACGUCAAGAACUUCCGCUUCUGUAACUCGGCCAAGGAUGACCUGAGCUACUGCCUGACGUCGUUUGAAGCUGCUGUAGCGUACAUCAGCCAGGGGAACCUCAGCCCAGGUGCCACGGGGUCCGGGGAGCUGAAUGACAAGGUGGCCCUCCGGCAGAAGAUGAACCUGCUCUCUCAGAGCGCUGCCACGCCCAUCGACCGCCUGUUUGAGCACAUCGCUAACGGAAGCGAAGCGGAGGUGCGGCGGUUGCUGAGUGAGGGUGAGAGCGAGGAGGACGGAGCUCAGCUCUGCCACCCGCUGUGCUCCUGCGACCAGUGCGAGCGCCACCUGUCUGGGAGGCUGAACGACCCCUCCAUCGUCACGCCGUUCUCCCGAGACGACAGGGGCUACACGCCGCUCCACGUUGCUGCUAUCUGUGGUCAGUCCGCGCUGAUCGACCUGCUGGUGUCGAAGGGCGCGCUGGUCAACGCCACGGACUACCACGCCUUCACGCCGCUGCACCUGGCCUGUCAGAAGGGAUACCAGGGCGUGACGUUACUCCUCCUGCACUAUAAGGCCAGCACAGAGGUACAGGACAAUAACGGGAACACUCCCCUGCACCUGGCCUGCAUGUACGGACACGAGGAUUGUGUGAAGGCCCUGGUGUACUACGACCUGCAGUCCUGCAGGCUGGACCUCCAGAACGAUAAGGGGGACACGGCGCUGCACAUCGCGGCGCGCUGGGGCUACGAGGGCAUCCUGGAGGUGCUGCUGGAGAACCGGGCCAGCACCGCGCUCCAGAACCGGGCCAAGGACACGCCCCUGCAGUGCGCCCUCAACCCCAAAAUCCUGGCCCUGUUGGAGCUCACACACAACGGUUCGCUCAGAGGAGGAAGCUCCGGUGAGUCCCCAAACAGGUCCCCUCAGCCCUCGGGGGGGUCCAACAGCCGGCGCUCCUCUGUGUCCAGCACCUCCUCCCUCAACACCGACGUCAGGCCUGAGGCCGACAGGGUGCGGCACAAAGAGGUGGAGAAGCUGUUGCGGGCCGUGGCAGAUGGUGACGUGGAGAUGGUGCGCUACCUGCUGGAGUGGCUGGACGAGGAGCCCGAGGACGAGGAGGCGGGGCCACCCGCGCAGACCGAGCUGUGCCACCCUCUGUGCCAGUGCCCCCGCUGUGAGCCCACGCAGAAGAAGCUGGCCAGCCUGCAGACGAGCGGUCUGAGUGUGAACAGCAGCUCGGCGGACGGUUUCACGCCGCUGCACGUGGCAGCGCUGCACGGCCACACCGCGCUGGUCUCGCUGCUCAUCCGCCACGGCGCCAGCGUCAACGCCCGCAACAACCAGAGCGCCACGCCGCUGCACCUGGCCUGCCAGAACAGCCACACGCAGGUGGUGACAUCAUUACUGGAGUGUAAUGCUAAGCUGAAUAAGAAGGACCAGUAUGGGAACACUCCUCUAAUUCACACCUGUCUUAAAGGACACCUAGAUACCGCCGCCAUUUUGCUCAAGAGCAGCGCCUCGCUCAACAUCGCCAACAGCCAGGGCAACACGGCCCUGCACGAGGCGGUGCGCGGGGGCCACCUGGGCCUGGUGGAGCUGCUGCUGCAGGGCGGGGCCUGCGUCCACCUGAGGAACAAGAGGCAGAGGACCCCGCUGGACUGCGCGCUGGAGAUCGGAGGCAAGAACACAGAGAUAGUGAGGAGUCUGCAGAUGGCACUGGGCCUUUCUCCUGAGGAGCAUCCCAUCGCCAUGCUGUCUGUGCCCAGAGGAGCUCUGGGGAAGACCCAGUCGUUUGUGCGGAGGCUAAGAGCCCUGGAGGACCCACACGCCCGGCGGCGGGAGCUGGCCCACACCAUCCACCGGGUGCAUAAGAUGAAGAAGAGCAUGCUGAGGGACACGAGCGUGCCGUCCUUCGACUCCGCGCACGUCAGCCCGCCCCCCGCCAGUCGGCCCCAGAGGGGGAAGCUGAGGCGGGGCGAGACACUGGAGAGGAGCGGACCCUUUGCCCCGCCCGCGGACCUGACGGACGGGUGCCGGGCGAAGGAGAGGCCCGCCAUUCACGCGAAGACCUUCGACCGCUGCCCCACCGCCGUCGUCACGGAGCACCCCCCGAAACCCCCGAGCGCGGUGCUGGAACACCGCCCCACGGACACGGGGGAGGCGCACCCCUCGGACUCCCCCCACGCCCCCCAGCUCAAUGGAGACAGUGAGGAGGACCCUCACCCCGCCUCCGAACAGGGCGGCCAGGGCACCGGCUGCAGUGUGCAGGGCACGCCCAAAGAAAUGGAAGACCUGGUGUCAAAAACACUGUGAGCACAGCCCGGGAGUGGGGCUGGGGGGCGAGCCAGGGGGUCACAGAGCAGAAACACUCUCUCUCUCUCUCUCUCCUGGACAGUUUCAGCUGUGGAGACCAGAGUCCAGCCCUCACAGCUGGUCAGAAGGAUCUGUAAUUUGCUUCUUUUUCCAAGCACUGUCUUUCACUUUAUCAUGUCAAACCUUUACUGAAAAAGGGACGCAGAACAGAGUAUGUUCCUGACCUCUUAUAAAUAUUUCGGUUUUCUAUUUCUCCCCACAGAAUAAAUGUGUGUGUGUGUGUGUGUGCGUGCGCAAUGAACUGUGUGUGUGUGUGUGCACGUGUAUGCGCAUGUGUGUGCGUGUGUGCGUGUGCAAUGAACUGUGUGUGUGUGUGUGCGUGCGUGCGUGCGCAAUGAACUGUGUGUGUGUGUGUGUGUGUGUGCGUGCGCAGUGAACUGUGUGUGUGUGUAUGUGCACGUGUGUGUGUGUGUGUGCAUGUGAGGUGAAUGAAAACCGCGUAAAUAAGUCAGGCACAGCUCGUCAUGUUCUAAACCUUCAUUUGCUUGACAUGGUGAAAAUCUGCGAGCCGCACACACAUAGUUAAUUUAGGUCUUAUGAGUUUUAAUUUGCAAAUAUAGUGGUCUAUUUUUUUAAAAAAAGGUCUUUCAAAUAGUUAAGCAUUCCAUGAAGACCUCAGGGUUUGAUUUGAAAUGAGUGCUGUUUAUUUCGCUGGCUGCAGCAUCGCGUUCCCCGCGUGCCCCGUAAACAACUUGUGCUCCGCCAUCGCCAGACAAAGCACGGGAGAAGCUAACAGCGAACGGACAUGAAAGAAUAACAGGGUAGAAAUGUGCAGACUUCUCUAUUAUUAAGGCUGUGUCUGUGUGAGGUGGAAAUGCUAAGUUUCGCUGUGCUGUAUGCAAUUAAGUUGGCUAGAAUGAGAUCGGUGUAUUCAUAAAGCAUUUGUGAGAGUUUGAAUGCUAUUUUCCCGUAAAAGUCGUCACGGAUGAGGUUCAACUGUGGACAGAGGAAACUUGAUCCAAGAUCAAUACUCCCGCUCUCCGAUGGUUUAUGAAUACAGGGGCCAGAGCUUUAAUGGCUAAAAUCUUAACUGUUCAGUCAAUUGAAGUUUCAUUCUGCAUCCACCUGGUUUUGCCAGAGGAAAUAAUGUAUUAUAAUGAAUAGUAAAUUAGAAAACUACCACAGAAAAUCAGUUUGAUCUCUUUGAUGUAGUGUUAUUAAAUAAAGCUAAAUAACAGCUACUGGGGGUUGGAGGGAGAAUGUGAACAGUGUUAUUUUUUAAGGUUGCCUGUGCUCAGCCACUUGCACAUUCAGUAAACUAGCAUUGUAGGGUUGCCACAAGGGGGCAGCAUUGUCUUAAUACCUUUCCAUACUAUGUGCCGCAAAUUAAAGAGUAAACGAAUGCAUGUCUUCCUCCCCAAAUCCAGUUCUUCCCUCUUGAGUUUCUGUAUCCCUGUCUCCAUCACGCCAUGCAGCUAAGGCAGGCACUUUACAGUCACGCUUAUCUUUCUGUCGCAUGAGGGUCGUUGUGGAGCAACAUAUCCAUUCAGCUAUUUGAGAUAAGAUUUAUAAAUUUAGUGUAUGUCUUGAGAGACAUUUUACAUUGCAGAACCUGGUGCAUCCGUUUACCUUUUUUUUUAAUACCUGAAGUUUAGCUUUUUGAAAAGGUAAUACCGCUAGCAUUUUAUAGUAAGCUCGUUAUUUCGGUGUAACUGAGUCAUCCAAUCAGAUUAGGAAAGUCUUAUUUUUAUACUGUUUAUUUGGACUUUGUUUUGAAUUAUGUUUAAAAGCAGUGAAUGUGCCUUAUUUAAUUUGUGCCAAAAUAACCUAUAAUAAACCCAUGGGUAACUACA
This is a messenger RNA of Anguilla rostrata (American eel), 5303 nucleotides long. It is a transcript of the gene ankrd27, whose product is annotated as ankyrin repeat domain 27 (VPS9 domain). Gene Ontology annotation, molecular function: guanyl-nucleotide exchange factor activity; SNARE binding. Gene Ontology annotation, cellular component: late endosome; early endosome; transport vesicle. NCBI's taxonomy places the organism in Eukaryota, Metazoa, Chordata, Actinopteri, Anguilliformes, Anguillidae. Bases 160 to 3450 code for a protein of 1096 amino acids. The transcript is spliced from 29 exons. The record is from RefSeq and is a predicted model, not a curated record. Gene Ontology annotation, biological process: neuron projection morphogenesis; early endosome to late endosome transport.